This is a messenger RNA of Meloidogyne enterolobii, 420 nucleotides long. The record is from the annotation of a GenBank genome assembly. Lineage: Eukaryota; Metazoa; Nematoda; Chromadorea; Rhabditida; Meloidogynidae.
AUGAAUUUCAUUAUUAUUUAUUUCUUCUAUAUUUUAACCUCAUUUAUUGUAAAUUGUGCUCCUUCUUUAAAUAUUUCUUCUUCAAAUUUUCUUUCAAAUGAGGAUGAUUUACAUUGGAUUUUUCGACUUUUGCCUAUUUUAGUUGGUUAUGGCUUUCUAAUAUUUUUCUGUUUUUAUUUAAUUCGUUGGGUGGAGAAGAAAUCUAAAGACAACGAUUCUUUUCUUCAACAAAAUUUUUUUCUUCAUUUUCUUCGUCUUUUUGCUAUAGGCCAACCAGAAUAUAAACAAUUACCACAACAAAAUUUAAAUAAAAACAAAUCAAUUCCUCCUUCUUUUUCGCUACGACGGAAAAGAAAAUCUUUUUUUGAAGAUGCAAUUUAUUUUUCAAUAUUUUUCAUAGGAAUUCAGGUUUUUCUUUGA